AUGUUUCGAAGGAUUCUUAUUAUUUCUAUACAGUUUGCCGUAAUAUUCUCUAGAGACUUGAGUGAGAAUGAACGGGCUUCACGCGCGGCCUUUAUACAAAGACUUCUGAAUAAACAGAGAAAUUUAGAAGCAAGAGUUAAGCUCCUUGGAGGAUCGGAUACAUUUGAAGGUAAUGUGUACAUUUACCAUGCUGGACGAUGGGGUGCAAUAUGUGAUGACUCUUGGGACAAUGCUGCUGCUCAAGUGGUAUGUGGUGCUUUUAAUCGAACUGGUAUUGCUACACACGGUGGUCAGUUUGGAGAGGCUAUCGAAAAAUAUUGGAUGGAUGAUGUAGUGUGUGAAGGGAAUGAAAAAUAUUUAUCUCAAUGUACUUUUACUGGCUGGGGUAUAUCUGAUUGUGAACCAGGUGAAGCGGCUGGGGUUAUUUGUAACAAUAUUUUUGAGACUGUACCAGUUAAUAUUAAAAGAAAAUCAAAUAAACGUCUAGAUGAAGCUAUUGAUAUAAGAAGAGCCAGCUUAAGACUUGUUGGAGGUAGAAGUGUUAAUGAAGGCCGAAUCGAGAUUUACCAUAAUGGCAUUUGGGGAAGUAUAUGUCCAGACGGCUGGACACUCUAUGAAGCAUCUGUAAUUUGCCAUCACUUAGCCCUCGGGUUUGCCGAACAGGCAUUACAAACAGAUUAUUUUGGAAAUUCCAAGAUAAUAUUGAGCGGAGUACAAUGUGCAGGAAAUGAAACAAACCUUUUUAUGUGCAAACAUCAAGAUUUGGGAGAUGUCACUUGUCCUGGUGAACUUGAUCACGUGGCUGCUGUUGUAUGCACUCAGCAUCUAGCUGAUCUGUAUCUAGACACUUCAGCUAUCGAACAUACUGCUCAUCUUCAAGAUGUAGCGAUGUAUCAACUGCAAUGCGCGAUGGAAGAGAACUGUCUGAGCAAAUCUGCGUAUGAGAUUCAAAACACAAACCCUAACUGGCAGUUCGAAACCCGAAGAUUACUUCGCUUUACGGCGUCUUCAUUAAACAUUGGUAACGCUGAAUUCAGACCCUAUCUGCCAAAACAUUUGUGGCAGUGGCAUCUUUGCCAUAUGCAUUACCACAGUAUGGAAGUAUUCGCAACGUUUGAUGUUCUGGAUGCCAAUAAGAAGCGAGUGGCCGAAGGACAUAAGGCGUCAUUUUGCUUAGAAGACAACACUUGCCUCCCUGGCGUUGAAAGAAAGUUCUCGUGCAAGAAUUAUGGCGAUCAAGGAGUUUCUGUGAACUGUUCAGACGUGUACCAGUACAAUAUCGACUGCCAGUGGGUGGAUGUAACCGACGUAGCGCCUGGAGAUUAUACUUUCAAAGUUGCCAUCAAUCCUCAUGCGCGCGUCGCGGAAAAAACUUUUCACAAUAACGCCGCUUCGUGUCAUUUACGUCUUACUGAAUCUUUUGCUGCUGUGUAUGGGUGUAAACUUGAAAGACCUUAGUCAAUAUCUGUACAUUAAGCGUAUAUAAGUGACUCAUAGAAGCGAAAUUAAAAAUCAAGUUUUCAAAAUAAACAGAAUUGUCUUUUUCUUUACUUAAGCUCAUUCCAAUUAACGCCGAAGAGCCAAAGACGAUCAAUCUUUCUCCGUCUUACGUACUUUUUAGUUAAAUAUAAUAUAUUUUAAAUUGUAUAUUGUUAACUGUGUUGACAGUUUGGCGAAUUUGUAAAGUCAGAACAAAAUUUGUAAGUAUAUUAAUAAAUGAAUAAAAUAAAUAAAUAAAUAUAU
Molecule: messenger RNA, 1743 nt
Organism: Melitaea cinxia (Glanville fritillary)
Lineage: Eukaryota; Metazoa; Arthropoda; Insecta; Lepidoptera; Nymphalidae
Gene: Loxl2
Product: lysyl oxidase homolog 2
Exons: 10
Coding region: 1-1458 (485 amino acids)
Biological process (GO): peptidyl-lysine oxidation
Cellular component (GO): membrane
Molecular function (GO): protein-lysine 6-oxidase activity; copper ion binding
Source: RefSeq, a predicted model, not a curated record